AUGGUUGAUACCGACAAUCAUCUCGUCGGGGUAAUUGACUGGGCAGAAGCUGAGAUCGGUCCCUUUGGGACAAAUUUUCACUCCCUUCAGCAAUUUAUGAGCAAAUACCGCCUCCGUGUGGGAUGGAUUCGCUAUGCAAACUAUGAAACCAUGGACCGCAUCUUUUGGGACUCCUUGUCUAAAAGUGCCGGAGGUCUCGAGCCCGAGACCAUUAAAACAAUCAAGGCGGCCAGAAUCAUUGGUCUUUUACGGUCCCAUGGAUUUACAAGUCGCCUGAAAAAUAGGCCAGAGCCAGAGCCCAUUCGAGAUGACGAAAGUGGAGCUUCCAAAAUGCUUGGGCUGGAUGGAACGCUUAUUGCCCCAGCGACAAAGCUUGUGGACUGA
This is a messenger RNA of Penicillium salamii, 384 nucleotides long. NCBI's taxonomy places the organism in Eukaryota, Fungi, Ascomycota, Eurotiomycetes, Eurotiales, Aspergillaceae. The record is from the annotation of a GenBank genome assembly.